UACCGUAGCGGAACUAAAGAUUUUACAAAAUAAAGAUUUUACCGCAAAAUUAUGGAUUUUAAUAUAUUUUACGGAACGAAGUAUUUUACCGCAUGCUGGCGGAUUUUGCCAAGAUUUUACGGUACUGUGGAUGAUUUCCUGGGAUUUUACCGGCCCGCAAAGCUACCCAACCAUGCAACACCACUGCCCGCCUCCCUCUCACGCAUAAGGGGCUAUGAGAAUCAUCACGACACGUCUCAAACUAAGAAUCUCCGAAUUGUAAACCCCCAUCUGGAAGCCAAGCCACCGAGACACGGCCUCCAAACAUUCACCAUUCUGUAGCAGCCGCAGAAUUCUUAUGAUUGAUGAAGGACGCGAGAGCAUUGCCGUAUAUGGUAUGGUAUGGCCGGCAGCUUGUCAAUGAAGCGGUGUUUGGUGUGUCCGGGGGAACAGCCCAAGGUACUUUUGGACGGAUCUACAUUGAAGGGUACGGCGCUGAAGGACAGUGACGUGGACCUUGUCGUACGAACCCAGUGCGUCCUUCCACGAUCCACUAUUCGGAAGCUUCACAGGGUGAUCGAGGCUUUCCUCGCCGAACAAUACGGCAACAGAAAUGUGAAGCUUAAAGAGAAGAGGAAAUCGGCCGAGUUUGUCGUACGGGUGCUUCGCACCGCUACCGCUACUGCCGCCGCCGCUAGCUCCCAGGAGGCGGAGGCUCUGCAGCAGCGUGAGGUGGGGGCGGCGGCAGCUGGGGGCCCAGCUGGGGCGCCCUCUGGCCCCGAACGGCGGGAGCAGGGGGAGUGGGAGGAGCUCUCCGCCGACUUGUUGUUCGAGAGCGCCACCCUGGGCCGACCCGUGUCGGUUUCCGACUCCGGUUCAUGUCCCCUGGAGCGGUCACCCCCGGGGCGUACGGCAGUGAUGAUGAUGAAGAUCUUUCAGCGAAAGGCUGGCAGCUUGCCGCCGCUCAAGGGAUACGUUAUCGAGGCGCUGGUACGACAUGUCGUAAGUGACUGCUGUGGGAACGUUUCAGGCGGCCACGAAAUCGCUCCGAAACCUUCGCCGUCGCCAGCAAUGUCGGCGGCACAGGCCUUUUACAUGACACUGAGUUUGUUCUUGGUUGAGCCUGACGCGCGGUCGCUGGAUGGCCGUGUGUGCCACCAACUCGCUGUUCCCUCGGGCUCCCUCUUCGACCGCGGGGAGCUGCACUGCUGGAGACUUAGGGCGGACAGGGCCAUGCGAUUCCUCUCCGACGAGAAAGAAGUGGCGGGAUGUGACGCCGUCGAGCACUUCCGCCGCGUCAUCGAGUUCAAAACAAAGAACGACGAUAACGAUGAGGAUAACGAUGAGGAUGAUGAUGAGGAGGAGGAGGGGGAGGAGGAGGGUGAGGAGGCGCAGCAGGUCGCUGCGAACGCCGUCGGCACCAAAUCGCUUUCGGAGCUCCUCACUGAGCUGGCUCGCGGUGUGACAUUGCAGACGAUUGGAUCCAGAUCUCAGGACCCCUGGAACGUAGUCCGAAAUCAGGAUCCCAGUGAGAUUCGAAACAGCGAUACCGGCGGCGGCGGCGGCGGCGGCGGCGGCGGCGGCGACUGCAGCGGCACCGCUCCUCGCUGGUGUUGCCGCUGGGGCGCGGCGGCAGAGGCUGUAGCUGUGGAUAUGGAAGCGGCGGCGGCGGCGGCGGCGGUGACCCGGGCGAUGACGGAAGCCGGCGCCGUGGCUGUUGAAGCACCGGCAGUAGCCGAAACGGACCUGGCGGCGGCAGCUCCCGACUCGUCUGUGGCCCAGAUCGAUGCUGCACCCACUGGGUACCCAGCUCCUUCAGCUGCGGCUGCAGCUGCGACUACCAGCGUCGGAGAACCGGGUGGUGGUGAUGCGGCUCUUGAUGCGGCUCUUGAUGGCCGGGUACUGGCUACCAGCACCGCAGUCACACUACCCCCAACCCCGGCACCGGCCCCAGCCCCGGCUGUGGCUGCAGCUGCGGGGCUUGCAAAGUCGUCUGCAGAGGAGCUGACGGCGGCCCGUGCCGUACCCCCGGGGGGUAUCAUCGCGGCUUCAGUCCCGGGAGAGCUGGCCAACACCACGCCUCUUUUUGGCUCCGGAACCAUCGUCUCAACCUUCGGAGCGCCAGUGCCAGCUGCUCGAGGUCUGUCCUCCAGAUCACACAAUUCCGUCUGGUGCCCGGUGGAGAGAGCUAGUUCCGGAACCAGUGGAAGGCCCCAAAUUAGCGCCUUUGGCACCGGCUCCGAAACCGUUGACCGCGCUUCUGAGCCAGUCGCUGCCAGCCAGGCGAUGGAGCGGCCAACAGCCAUCGGCAACGCUGCUGCAUUCGCCGUGCCGCUGGCGGUACGGCUGGCGGCGGCGGCGCAGUCGAGGCGGCUUGACGACCCAGCAGACGAGGAGCCGGCGGGCGUUGUACAUGCGGAGGCGGCGGAAGCGGAGGCGGCGGAGGCGGAGGCGGCGGAGGCGGAGGCGGGCCGCCGCCGGGCUCUGUCCGCGGUCAGGUACCUGCCGCCGCCGGGGCCGCUCGCCAUGGCAGCGGCACCGGUGCAGGCGGCGGCAGCGGGUGAGUGGUUGAAUGGAAUGGGGGUGCUAACGUCGCCUGCGUCAGAGGCGGUGGCGGUGCUGCCACUGCAGGCGGUGACGACGACGACGACGACGACAGUGCCGACAGCGGCAGUGCAGCCGCCUGCGUCAACACCAUCGAUCCGUACAGCAACGGCGGAGGUGACGGCGGCGCCGCCAGAGACGGCGACGCCGUCAUCGUUUGGGGCAGUGGCGGUACCAGGGGAAUCUGGAUUACCUUUGCCAGCGGCGACGUCACCGGAGGAUACGCCCAGCUUUACGUCGCCGUACUCUCCGGCAGAUCCUGUAGUGGGGCCAGCGGAAAUCAGCGGCGCCGCCGAUGCCGCUCCUGCUUCGCCGACGUCGUCGUACAGCGUCUGGGACACUGGUCUAAACUUUGAACUAGGGAGCCCCACCGCCGCUGCCGCCGCCGCCACCGCACCCUGCUCCGCGGCGGCGGCGAUGACGACAACGACUGGUACGGAAGCCCUGCAGUGGGAAUCCGCCGCCGUCGUUACGACAAGUCUGUCGUCUCCACCGCAAUCACCGCCGUUGGCAUCGGGGAUAUCGUCGUACAGGGGUUCGGCUAGUACGGUGAUUACCGAAGGCAUUGCAAGCCAACAAGUCAGGGGUGGUGGUGGUGGUGGUGGUGGCAGCGGCGGCCGGCCCAUCGACAUCGACCAUCCCUUAGCAUUGUUGUUUGCUCACCCCCUGUCGGCGGCAGAACGCGCGCGCUGCUUUACGUACGGCAAGCCCAGUGCCGGCCGCCACGUCCCUGCGGCGGCACCGGCAGGCGCCGCCGCUUCCGCCGCUGCUGCGGCACUUAACCUCCCGUCGACGCUGAGCCUAGAGGCCGUCGGUUUCGCAGAUGUGCCUUCCGCAUCUUCGAGGGGAGAGAAGGCGCCGUGUAAUACGGCGCUGCCGCAGCCGUAUGGACCGACGCAGCUGCCGCAUGGCCCGACGGCGGCGGCGGCGGCAGCGGCAGAGAUGCACCACCAUUACACAUCGCUCACGAGGCCACCGCCGCCGCUGCAGACCUUCGCCGGGCCGUCAUAUCCACCUCUACAGGCUCGAUCCAGGUUGUCGCACCAUUUGCCAUCAUCAUCACAUUCAUCAUCACAUUCAUCAUCAUCGCAUUCAUCAUCACAUUCACCAUCACCUCCAUCUGCAUUGGAGGCAAAGCCAGAUGUAGACGCAGCGGACCCCAUUCCGGAUCCGGAUCCAGGCCUAGAAUUGGAUCGCGACUCGAGCGUUGGAUCCGACGCGGAUCCGGAUCCCGGCGCCAGCGGCCUGGAGACUGCCUUGGGGAUCAUGUCAUUAUCACAGUCCGCGCCACUGCAGCCUCCACAGCCACGACCACUACCGGGGGCGCGGGUAGCAGCAGAGCCCACAGCACCCCCCGCCUCCCGAUUCUCCUCCACCGCCUCCGUCGCACACGGAGAAGCCAGAGCAGCAGCGAGAUGGCCCGACGGGUCUGGGACAGGGACAGGGACAGGGUCUCAAACUCCCCAAGCAGCGACGGCGGAGGCUGUUGCAGUUGCCGUACAGCCGUUGGCGGCAGGAAAUGUCAAUACAACGGCUGUGCGGCACCGAAAGGCCAACUCAGGCAACGGCUUUGACAUCGGCAGGGCCGUCGACGCCACCACCGGCGCCGACGCCGACGCUACCACCGGCGCCGCGCGCAGCGGCCGUCAGAGUGCUUUUCCCAGUGUUGGAAGGCCCGGCUCGAACAGCAACGGCCGCCUCGACCAUAGCCGCUUGGUCUGGUUGACCGGCCAGAUGCCGAUGGGAUUGACUCGCUCACGGACAGAACCUGAGUCAAGUCCUCGUCAAGCGGGUGGCAGCCGCAGCUGUGGUGGCGGCGGCGCCAGUGGCAGCAAUGCCGUAAUGCCGCCUAGCACGCCUGAAGCACCAUCGCACGGCAAGCCAGCCCGGGUGGUUACGAUCCCGGAUCCAAACGCGUCUGCAGCUGAAGGCGGCGAUGAAAGCGACACCGCGGCCAUCGUAGCUACCGCUGCCGCUGGGCCAGCAGUGGCGCGUCUGGCAGCGCCGGCGGCGGCGUUGGGCGGUAGCGGCACGACGGACAGCCCGGCACGUGUUGAAAUUGCAGCGGCAGCACAAAAUGGCGCUGUAGCCCGCGCACAUCGUGGCCUUGACGGCGGCCGGGGCGAGAACGGUGGCGGAGGUGACGGCCGGGGCGACGGCUGCGACGGGGUUGGCAACGGAGGUGAAGCCGACGGUAGCACUGACGUCAGCUGCCAGGCCACCUGUGUACCAGCGGAUGUCUUGAAGCAGGCUGUACCACCGGCUGGCCCGCCGCCGCAAGAGCCGUUGCCAAUGCCAACGCCACGCCACGAUAUUUUUUCUCCGGAGGUGCAGGAGGUCAUCGCCACGUUGCGGGCCGAGUUUGAACAACGGUACCGUGCCGCGACUCUGCAUUUGAUCGUCGCAAGUAGUGAGGUGUAG
This is a messenger RNA of Volvox carteri f. nagariensis, 5004 nucleotides long. RefSeq lists its product as uncharacterized. The transcript has 18 exons. Gene Ontology annotation, molecular function: nucleotidyltransferase activity. The coding region runs from base 382 to 5004 and encodes 1540 amino acids. NCBI's taxonomy places the organism in Eukaryota, Viridiplantae, Chlorophyta, Chlorophyceae, Chlamydomonadales, Volvocaceae. The record is from RefSeq and is a predicted model, not a curated record.